Molecule: messenger RNA, 2774 nt
Organism: Boleophthalmus pectinirostris (great blue-spotted mudskipper)
Lineage: Eukaryota; Metazoa; Chordata; Actinopteri; Gobiiformes; Gobiidae
Product: GTPase IMAP family member 8-like
Exons: 1
Coding region: 27-2774 (915 amino acids)
Molecular function (GO): GTP binding
Source: RefSeq, a predicted model, not a curated record
CUUUGGCCAACUUCAUCUCGGGGAAAAUGGCGUCUCCAGAUCAAAUCAGGACGUGCUACGUUCACGGGAUCUGGAAGCGGACGCCGUUCAUCGUCUUCAAGGCGAAGCACUGGCAGAACAAAGAUAAAGUCAAACACGAGAUCAAACAGUGCGUCGCCAACUGCCCCCCCGGCCCCAACGCUCUGCUGCUGCUGCUCGACCCCGAACACUUCACCGACGCCGACGCCGACAGACUCCACUUCAUCCUGGACUUCUUCGACAAAGACGCCUUCCAGUUUUCGCUGGUGGUGACGACGCAGGACAGCAGCAGCCUGAACACGCGAGUACAAACUUUAAUCCAGAGGUGCGGCCAGAGGCACCACAGAAUCGACCUGAACGUGAAGAGACGCCCCGUUCACAACAUCCAGGAGCUGAUGCAGAAGUGUGAGGACAUCGUGAACGCAAACCGCGGGCAGCACCUGAGCCUCAGCACGGCCCCGGGGUCCGAGCGCCGUCCAGGGUCAGACGAAGAACAACAAACUCCUCCAGAUUUACUCAAGCAGAGCCUCCAGAAGCCGGAGGAGCUUCAACAGAAACCUCUUCGUUAUGUAGAGCCUUUCUCCUUCACACAGCCCCUCAACAUUGUUCUUUGUGGAAGGUUCCAAGACUGGAAAACCAUCGUGUUUCACGCCAUUUUAAAACCAAAUCUAUCAUCUGAGUCAUCUGAGGAUUUCCUUAAUCAAAGAAACAUAUGUGGGCGUAGAGUUUCAGUUUUAGGUCUUCCUGCUUUAUGCAGAAAACCCAUGGACACUGCAAAGACAGAGGUUCUGAAGUUGAUCUCAGAGUGUCGUCCUGAGGGGGUCCACGCCUUCGCUCUGGUUCUGCCCGUUGGGCCCAGCAGCACUGAGGACAACCUGGAGUUAGAGGUUCUCCAAAGCGCCUGUGAACCUUACGAAAACGCGUUCACCAUGAUUCUGUUCACAGUGGAUUCUGAAACUGAAGCUGUCGCCGUCAGUAGCUACGUCCAGUACAACACAGAGAUACAAACCCUGUGUCGGCGAUGUGCAGGGAGAUAUUUUAUAUUUAACAUGAGUGACAACACACAGGUCCCAGAGCUGCUCAGGAUGGUGGGGAACAUCGGAGAAAGUCGGAGAAAGUCUCUAACAGAAGAUCUGCUCCUCUCUACAGCUCCGUCUGUGCACAGAAGCAGAACUCUGAGAGUGGUGAUGGUCGGGAAAACCGGCUCUGGGAAAAGCGCCACAGGAAACACCAUUUUAGGACGAGACGAGUUUUCAUCCAGAGUAUCUCAGAAUUCUGUGACGCGAUCGUGCAGAAAAGCAGAGGGGACGGUGGACGGGCGGUCCAUAGAGAUCGUGGACACGCCCGGUCUGUUCGACACCACUUUAUCAAACGCUCAGGUCCAACAGGAGCUGGUGAACUGCAUCAGCCUGUUAUCUCCCGGACCACACGCCUUUCUAAUGGUGCUGCAGAUCGGACGCUUCACCAGAGAGGAGCAGGAAACCGUCAGACUCAUCAGAGAGUUCUUUGGAGAAGGAUCUGAAAAGUUCAUCCUGGUUCUGCUCACCAAAGGAGAUGAGCUGAGGAACACCACCCUCGGGACUUACCUCGGGGAGGACACGCUCGUCCGAAGGGUGAUCAACGACUGUGGAGGGAGGUUCCACGUCUUCAACAACAACGACCCCGAGAACCGCCAGCAGGUCCGAGAGCUCGUCCACAAAAUCGACUCGAUGGUGAACGAAAACGAAGGAGGCUGCUACACUUCAGAGAUGUUCGAAGAAGCAGAAGACGCGAUAAAGAAAGAGACAAACAAAAUACUUAUAGCAAGAGAACCGGAGAUCGAAAAACAAAAAGCAGAACUGGAAGUGAAACUUAAUCAAGAUCUCAGAGAAGUGCAAGAGAGGAAGUCUGAAAUCCCAGAAAAACUCUCACGAAUCACUGAAGAUCUCAACGAAAUCGAGGAGAAUUAUGAACGAGAGGAGCGCAGGAGGAAGAUGGAGCAGGAGGAGCGGGAGCAGGAGGAAGAGAGGAGGAAGCUCGAGGAGGGGAUGCAGAGGAAACGGUUUGAAAUCAAGUGCAGAAACUUACAGCAGCAAAUCGAGUCGGACGAGAAGACGACCGCUCUCCCCGAAAUCAUGAGGACGACGGUGGCGCUGGAGGAGAUGAGGAAGGAGAUGGAGACGAGGGAGAGGGAGCGGCGCGAGUGGUGGGAGAAACGCUACGAGGAGGACGAGCGGCGGCGCCUCGAAGAACGGGAACGACACGACAGGAUCCAGCGAGAGUACGACGAAAAGCGGCAGAAGUACGACGAAUACGAAGCCAAACGGCGGAAGGAGGAGAUGGAUCGGAAGCUCAAAGAGGAAAGUCUGCUGGAAAAGUAUCGACUGGAGCUGGAGAAGAUCACGCGAGAGCACGAGUACGAAGCCCGGAAACAGGCCGUGAGGUCGAACAAGUUCCAAGAGAAGUACGCCGAGGUGAAGGCCAAAGAGAACGAACGCCUCAACACGGACUUCCAGUUACUGAAGAUAAACCAAAGCAAAGUGAACAAAGACAACUACAACCUGCUGAGGGAGCGGCAGAAGAAGGAGAUGAAGAAGGCUGCAGAAGGUUUAUCGAGGAGGAGACCAGGACGAGCAGCUGCAGAAGGAGCUGGUCCUGCUUCAGACCAAACACGAGAAGGAGGUCCAGGUCUGGAUCAGGGACCGAGUCAACUCCGCCGUGGAAAACCAGGCCUGCAGCAUCCUCUGAUCUACAAAACAGGACUAAACCAGGACUAA